Messenger RNA from Miscanthus lutarioriparius, 504 nucleotides. NCBI's taxonomy places the organism in Eukaryota, Viridiplantae, Streptophyta, Magnoliopsida, Poales, Poaceae. The record is from the annotation of a GenBank genome assembly.
AUGGCAACCAACGCUUCGUCUCGCGCCGCGGUACUGCUCUUUGCGGUGUACGCGUCGCUGGCAUCGGCCACGACGUACACCGUCGGUGGCGUGCACAGCUGGAUGCCCGGCGUCGACUAUGCUGACUGGGCCAGCGGCAAGACGUUCGCCGUCGGAGACAAACUAUUGUUCAGCUACGUGAGGACGGAUCGCACCGUAACCAAGGUGAGCAAGAGCGAGUACGACGCCUGCUCCGGCAGCGACGCCCUGAGCGAGGACAACACCAGCGGCUUAACCACGGUUACGCUCGCGACGCCCGGCAUGCACUACUUCAUCUGCAUCAUGCCCGACCACUGCGCCGGCGGCAUGAAGCUCGCCGUCAACGUCUCGGUGACGGCCUCAGCUGGCAGCGGCGGCCUGGAAGUGACAGGUACCAACGCUGGUGGCGGCUUGCUGGUUCCAGUGAAUAUGGCUCCCAUCGUCGCCGCCGCAACGGGGGCUCUAAUCGAGCUUGGGCUGCUGUGA